AGUCUUAAGUGUUAUUGACCCUGACAAACGGUAAAAAAUGAGGGUUUUUCGGAGCUCGGUGCAGUCUCCUGGAUGUUGUCUGGUCCGCUGCUGUCAUGAAGCUAAAACUGCUUUUCUGUUCCUUCUUCUUAUCGGUGCUCCUUUUACCUGCUGAAUCAAGACCCGGACACAAAGAUAAACAUGAACCUCGGUCGCGGCAUCCAGACCCCCCAGGGAGACGUAGGCAAAGGUUUGAGGAAAUAAUUAAAGAUAUAUUCUUUAAAGACACAAGCGACGAUGAUGACGAUGAAGAUUUUCCUAAUUUAGAAUGGCUUUUUAAGCUUCAAGACCUCCAUGGCCAGUGCAACCCAAAUCCUUGUCACAAUAAUGGUGUGUGCAAAGAAAAAGGCAGAGGAAGAUUCAAAUGUGACUGUCCAAAGGCUUUUGGGGGAAGAACAUGUAAACGAGCUUCAAGGGUGUGUGUGAAAGGCAUCUGUGGACGUGGUGAGUGUGUGCUGACUUCGACCCAUCCCUUCUAUGAGUGCAAAUGCAAGGAUCCUUUCCAGCCUCCCGACUGCAAGAAAUAUUCUGUGUGUGAGCCAAACCCGUGUAAAAAUGGUGGCCAGUGCAUCAAGCGGGGGAAUGACUUUGACUGCUCGUGCCGUGAUGGGUUCAGGGGACACUUCUGUCAAGUGGGCCCUGGUGACUGUUAUGUGGAUGAUGGUGAAUCAUAUCGUGGUAACGUUAGUGAGACAGACGAUGGCCAAGAGUGCCUCUACUGGAACUCACACUUUAUCCUGGACAACGGAAUUAACCCCUUUGGCUCGUCUGAGGACACAGAUGGACUUGGUCCCCACAACUUCUGCAGGAACCCAGAUGGAGAACCAAAGCCCUGGUGUUUUUACAGAAGAGGAUCAGGCUUGUAUUGGGACUACUGUGAAGUGACAAAAUGUCCUAAACCAACAAAUGUGGUUCCUACUGCUGCAGCUCCUCCUAGCCCCCAACCUCCUUCUAUUAAGCCCCCACCAACGCUCCCUCCAUCAACUACGGCCCCACCUACACCACCACCUACCACCUCGCUGCCUGUGACCUCUGAGCUCCCACCAUUCGUCAUCAAACCCACUGCUCCCGCUGUUCCACAGCAGUUCCUCACUUGUGGGAAUCCGCAACCAAAAAAGCCUCUUACCCGAAUCUACGGGGGCCUUAAAGUCAGUCCGGGGGCAAUGCCCUGGCAGGUGUCUCUGCAGGUGAAACAAAAGAACUCCAACCUGCCGUACAGACACAUCUGUGGAGGAGUUCUCAUUGAAAGCUGCUGGGUUCUGACGGCCGGGCACUGCAUUGAACAGAACAAGGACAUGCGAGUGGUGAUGGGAAGCCUGGCGCUGGAUAAGUUGGAUCCCGCAGCUCAGAUUGUUGAAGUUGAGAAUGUCAUUAGGCAUGAGAACUACAGGGAAACCCCUGCAGCUGUUUACAAUGACAUAGCCUUGCUGAGGCUGAAGGGGACUGACGGGUUUUGUGCUAACGAGACACAGUUUGUGAAGACGGCCUGCUUGCCAGAUUCCCAACUCCCUGAUGGAAUCGGAUGCACCAUAUCUGGAUGGGGGGCCACUGAAACAUCGGAUUAUGGUUCCAACCACCUGUUAGAGGCCAACGUUCUGCUGAUCAACCAGCAAAAGUGCUCUGAGCCCCGCGUUUAUGGAGCUAACAUUGAUAACACCAUGUUCUGUGCUGGCCACUUGCAAGGAGGGGUGGAUUCUUGUCAGGGGGAUUCUGGAGGACCACUGACUUGCAAGCAGACUGACACUCAUGUUAUUUAUGGUCUGGUGAGUUGGGGCGACCAGUGUGGAAAGAAGAACAAGCCUGGUGUUUACACACGUGUCACUCACUUUCUCGACUGGAUCAGGUCAAAGACUCGAGCAUCUCCUGUCUAAUCUGGCACCAUUUCUUGUUAGCAUGCUGGUGUGUGUGUGUGUGUGUGUGUGUGUGUGUGUGUGUGUGUGUGUGUGUGUGUGUGUGUGUGUGUGUGUGUGUGUGUGUGUGUGUGUGUGUGACCAAGCACAUGAAAAGAAAACAAAUGAAUAAAAUAAUAAGAACGCUA
This is a messenger RNA of Nothobranchius furzeri (turquoise killifish), 2077 nucleotides long. It is a transcript of the gene habp2, whose product is annotated as hyaluronan binding protein 2. Gene Ontology annotation, molecular function: serine-type endopeptidase activity. NCBI's taxonomy places the organism in Eukaryota, Metazoa, Chordata, Actinopteri, Cyprinodontiformes, Nothobranchiidae. The record is from RefSeq and is a predicted model, not a curated record. Gene Ontology annotation, biological process: proteolysis.